Molecule: messenger RNA, 840 nt
Organism: Penicillium diatomitis
Lineage: Eukaryota; Fungi; Ascomycota; Eurotiomycetes; Eurotiales; Aspergillaceae
Product: LUC7 domain-containing protein
Exons: 3
Biological process (GO): mRNA splice site recognition
Cellular component (GO): U2-type prespliceosome; U1 snRNP
Molecular function (GO): mRNA binding
Source: RefSeq, a predicted model, not a curated record
AUGGCGGCGGAGCAGCGAAAGUUGCUGGAACAGCUCAUGGGAGCUGACCAGCUCAUUGGAGGUGGCGCCCAGGGUCGCAAUUCCCAGCUGGCGAUCACGGACCCGAAGGUCUGCCGGUCCUACCUUGUCGGGACCUGCCCACACGAUCUCUUCACUAAUACGAAGCAAGAUCUUGGACCCUGCCCGAAAGUGCACAGCGAAGGACUGAAAACCGAGUACGAGACGGCUUCACCAGCUGAAAAAGCAAAAUGGGGCUUCGAAUUCGACUACAUGCGCGAUAUGCAAAAGUACAUUGACGAUUGUGACCGACGAAUUGAUACAGCGCAGCGUCGUUUGGAGAAGACGCCGGAUGAGAUUCGCCAAACCAAUAAUUUGCUCAAGCAAAUAGCCGAUCUCAACAACACAAUCAACACAGGUCUCCUCGAGGUCUCCGUUCUCGGAGAGACAGGAUCUGUUGCCAUGGCUCUUGGGGAAAUGCACAAGGUCCGAACGGCAAAGCAACAAAAAGACAAUGCCGAGCGCGAUCUGAAGCUGCUCCAGGAUACCUCAGGUCCGUCCGGCCACCAGAAGCUCCAAGUGUGUGACGUGUGCGGCGCCUACUUAAGUCGACUCGACAAUGAUCGACGAUUGGCGGAUCACUUCUUUGGAAAGAUGCACAUGGGUUACUCAGACAUGCGAAAGGGAUACAAGAAGCUUAGCGCUGAACUCAAGGGCCGGGCACCGCCGGUUCGACACCACGAAGAAGAAGAUCCCUACAGCGCCGGCGGUCGGUCUGGUGGGCGUGGUCCAAGAUAUGGCGGCGGCGGCGGUGGAGGAGGAUUCCGGCGGCGAGGUGGAAGG